UUACCGUUAAAUAAAAUACGUACAACAAUCCACACAGAUUAAAUUGGUAAAUAUACCACAGCACAUAUCGGACUCUCGCUCUUUCAAUCAUUCAUUGCUCUUACAAUGGAGAUCAUCCAUUUUCUUUUGAUUUCAUCGCUUCUCUUCUCAAUCUCUAGGGCUGAAUCUACUGGAUCUGUUAUCUUCAUCGAUAGUUAUACUCAUCAAUUCCUUCGCACUCGAUCCUCCAACGAUGUCUCUCAGUCUGAGUCAAUGUUGUUACCUGAAGUUGGCGCGGCUGUGUCAGUCUUGCUUGGUUUUCCUCCAUCGGUUACGCUCUCAGCUGCUGGUUCAUCUAAGCUGAAUGAGGUUCUCAUUCCUAAUCCAUUUGAUAGACCUCGUGCUGUUUUUAUGCUUGAAGUUAUUGGAGUUGAUGAUCCUCUUGUUGUUGAUCCCCAGAAUGGUCUCUUCCACAAAGCCUUGAAGUGUAGUGUUGGCCUUGGUUCACGUAAAGCGGACAUUGAGCUUCCAGAUGAAGAGGAAGUAUCUAUUAUUUCUUUGAACGAGCCUCUAAGAGAUUACAUUGAAGAAGAGAUCAAUGACUUGGCAUCUUGGUUGGGUGGAUCAUAUGUCCCUGAUUCUUCUAAAUCUCUGCAUGGAGUAUUGACAAUUCCCUUGGAAAGUGGUGACAAUGUUAACCUUGAUUUGUCAAAGGAAGUGCACAGAGAAUUUGCAUCAAAACUGUUCGCUCUGUCCCACAGUAUAAGGAAAGCAAUUGAGACACAUGAAGAUUUGUCAAAGACUUUGCAUAGACCAGCAGAGUUAAUAAUGGGAUCUUUUGAUGGAAUCAAGGCUUUGCAGGAGCAGGAUGGAGCUGAAGGUUUUAAUAAGCAAGGAAUGAGGCUUCUGUUUACCACACUUUCCAAGAUUUUUGAUUCGAUGCAGACGGCAUACAAAGGUCAAAUUGUUGGAGUUAUUGUCUUUAAUGAGGCAUCUCAGCCAGAAUCAAAAACAAUGAUGAAUGUGAUAGCUACCUCACGUCCAUCUCCGCGUUGGUUGGAAGGAACAAAAGGUCAAACUAAGACCACCCUUGCUGCACAAGUUUUGGUUAGAAGAACCCUUGCUUGGGUAACUGGAAUUGUUCUUCUCAUUGCAACUCUCUUGGGGGUUUACUUCCUUCUAAAUAUGCCAUUGACGAGGGACACGCUUUUGUACUCUAAUGUCAAGAUAGACUAAACUGAGAUAAGGCCGAGUAUAUCGGAAGCAGCCCGGUUAAUACGGCUGCAUGAAGCAUAAAUUUGGGUAUUUUCGGGUAUCGUAUGGCUAUGGUACUGCAGAUGAGACGGGAAGAUGAUUGUAUUUGAUGUAAAUUUUGGUAAUUUGUAUUCAAUUUUCAGACUUUCAUAUUGUAUUUGUUUUCAGAAAUUCCAAAUAAAGGUUUGUCUUUGAAGGGAAUGGAGUUUCGUUCCCUUCAGAAAAAGAUUUAAUGUCAUUUACUAAAAA
This is a messenger RNA of Hibiscus syriacus, 1482 nucleotides long. RefSeq lists its product as uncharacterized. Gene Ontology annotation, cellular component: endomembrane system. The record is from RefSeq and is a predicted model, not a curated record. Lineage: Eukaryota; Viridiplantae; Streptophyta; Magnoliopsida; Malvales; Malvaceae. The coding region runs from base 106 to 1215 and encodes 369 amino acids. The transcript has 12 exons.